Molecule: messenger RNA, 820 nt
Organism: Sciurus carolinensis (gray squirrel)
Lineage: Eukaryota; Metazoa; Chordata; Mammalia; Rodentia; Sciuridae
Product: translation initiation factor IF-2-like
Exons: 4
Coding region: 1-768 (255 amino acids)
Source: RefSeq, a predicted model, not a curated record
AUGACCCCCUACAAACUGCCUCUGGAUAAAACUUUGCGCCUCGGAACCCCGCAAAAUAUUAGCCGGAGGCUGGAGGCGCGCCGGCGUGAUUCCGACCGCGGGAGCCUGGAGGAGGAGCCCGAGGUAGCUGCGGGGUGCUCCAGCCCAGGCGAAGGAAGGGCAAGAGGCGGUUCGGACCCGGGGCGGCGCCGGGAGACAUCCUCAUCAUCCGGCGGAACAGCUACGAACCGCCAAGCUGACCCCCUCUCAUCCCUUGGCCAGAGAAGGGGGUGCUUCAAGACCCAGGAUGGGCGGGAAGGGACCGUGGGGAGCCACAAGUCUGCACCCAGGCGGGGAGAAGGCGGGCGGGAGCCGCUCCGCAGGCGCAGCGCCCCUGAGCCCAGGAGCCAAGCAUGCUGCCCCCGCGUGCAGCGCCCGCGUGCACCCAGCCCGGAGAGGGGGCGCCGGGCGGAGGCGGUAGCCCCCGGAAGGUGUCUGGGACCGGACCGGCUGCACGUGAGCCCAGCGCUGGGUCAUGUGCACCGGCUCAGCCCGGUUCGGCGGCUGGACGUGCUGCGUAUCAACAAAAUGAAACUCAGGACGACAGGAGGGCAGAUAGCUCCAGGUUCUCCGAACCCCCGACCCCAGACGCUCGGCCUCCCCCCGUACCCCUCUCCCGCCGCAGCCCCUCCAACCGGCCGGAGCCCGCGGGGCAAGUUGCAACCUCCUCGCGCCCCCGCCCUCCCGCGCCCCCUCGCCGGCCCAGGGGCGCUUUGCCGCAGUCAUUAAUAAAGAAGGUCGCCAGGCUCACCCUUCCAAAAGUUGUUGUUGCAUGCGCCCC